AGCCCUCAGCGUCACGUGCUGUCUAACAGUCAUCAUCAAGGCGCGCGACCGGCUCCCUGCUCCGCGCGCAUGCGUCUGUGUGUCCGUGUGCGCGUGUGUCUCCUUCAUAUCACCCCGCGACCCUCGCGAGCUCAGCUGAAAUGGCUGUUCCUCCAGCGUACGCUGACCUCGGCAAAUCUGCAAAGGACAUUUUCAAUAAGGGAUAUGGCUUUGGGCUGGUGAAGCUCGACGUGAAGACCAAGUCAGCGAAUGGAGUGGAGUUCAAGACAUCCGGCUCGUCUAACAUAGACACCACCAAAGUGAACGCUAACCUGGAGACCAAGUACAAAUGGGACGAGUACGGCCUCACCUUCACCGAGAAAUGGAACACGGACAACACACUCGGCACCGAGAUCACCGUCGAGGACCAGAUCACUAAAGGACUGAAGUUGGCCUUUGACACGACGUUCUCUCCAAACACAGGAAAGAAGAGCGGGAAGGUGAAGACGGCCUAUAAGCGCGAGUUCCUCAACGUGGGCUGUGAUGUUGAUUUUGACUUCGCCGGUCCCACCAUCCACGCGGCCGGCGUUCUGGGCUACGAGGGCUGGCUCGCCGGCUACCAGAUGACCUUUGACAGUGCCAAAUCCAAAAUGACCCGCAACAACUUCGCCAUUGGCUACAAGACCGGAGACUUUCAGCUGCACACCAAUGUUAAUGAUGGCUCUGAGUUCGGAGGCUCUGUCUAUCAGAAGGUCAACGGUAAUUUGGAGACGGCGGUUAAUCUGGCCUGGACCGCCGGCAACAACAGCACACGCUUCGGCAUCGCAGCCAAAUACCAGCUGGACUCCAGCGCCUCCAUCAGCGCUAAAGUGAACAACUCCAGUCUGGUGGGAGUGGGCUACACGCAGACCCUCAGGCCAGGGGUGAAGCUGACUCUCUCUGCUCUGGUGGACGGAAAAAGCUUCAACUCCGGAGGACACAAACUGGGCCUGGGGCUGGAGCUGGAAGCAUAAACCAGCCUCCCUCCACACUCCUCCCUCCUCCCUCCUCCCUCCCGCUCUCUCUCUCCCUCCCUCUCCCCCUCCUUAUCUCUCUCUCUCUCGCUCUGAGGAGAGGAUGGGUAUAAUAUGGAUAGAUCCGGGUCCUCUGUGUGUGUUUAGUUUGUGCAGCCGAUGUGAAAAGACCAUCAGUGAUCCACCGCACGCCCAGUUACUCUCAGAUCAGACGUGUUAACACCACCACACUGUCCUGUUAUCUCACUUAAAGAGCCCAUAUCAUAGAAAACUUAGUUAGAUUUGGUCUGUAAACACUGCUUCAAAAACACUGGUCACUCCACAGUCCAUGUAUUGGAGCUACACUGCAAAAAAGUGUUAAUAUGCAACAAAUAAUCCAAUCACUGCAGAAAAGAUUUCGUCAGUAAUCCGACACAUUUACAUGCACUUAAUCAGAUAACGGGGAAACUCCAGGUCUACAGGAGUCAGACAGUAAUCAGAUUCCUGCUUUGCAACCAGCCGAUAAACGACGACGUGACAUAAGACGGCUUUUUUUAAAACAUUGUGCCACUUUACCUGAAAAUAUAAACAGACAUAAUCUAGAAGAUGAAGAAUAUUUACAUCCUCCUUUUAGUCAAGCAUGUAUUUGGUUUCAGUGUUUUGCUGCGUCGUGCGGCGACGCUGCUGCUUAUUUCCGGUACCGCCGUCUGUUUUCACACAUGCUCAGACUGAGAAAUCAGAAAGAAAUCCGAGAGCUCACAGCUGAGGAAUCUGAUGACCAAGGAAAAUCUAGCCAUCGGAUUUUUUAAUCGGAGUUCUAGACCUUACUCCGAUCUCAGAAAACAGCGCAUGCUAUUUACUUAACCAUUCGAAUAAUCAGAUGAUUAUUUUGUGAUGUCACAGUUACACGUGCCUGCUAAUUCAGUUUAGCCCCGCCCACUCACACAGAAGUUAUAAGGAGUGGGUUAAAUGUCAGAUGAGGAAAAUGUCAGAUAUGGGCCCUUUAAUGUAUAUACAAACCCAACACACAGCCGGUCCAUCUGUUGUCUGUCUUUAAUUUGCUGGUCUUCUAACCUGAAAUAAACCGUGUUCUAAUAGCGA
Molecule: messenger RNA, 2072 nt
Organism: Pygocentrus nattereri (red-bellied piranha)
Lineage: Eukaryota; Metazoa; Chordata; Actinopteri; Characiformes; Serrasalmidae
Product: voltage-dependent anion-selective channel protein 2-like
Exons: 9
Coding region: 141-992 (283 amino acids)
Biological process (GO): monoatomic anion transmembrane transport
Cellular component (GO): mitochondrial outer membrane
Molecular function (GO): voltage-gated monoatomic anion channel activity
Source: RefSeq, a predicted model, not a curated record